Cydia splendana is the source of this 1040-nucleotide messenger RNA. RefSeq names its product ras-related protein Rap-1b (gene Rap1). The record is from RefSeq and is a predicted model, not a curated record. The coding region runs from base 180 to 740 and encodes 186 amino acids. Gene Ontology annotation, molecular function: GTP binding; GTPase activity; GDP binding. The transcript has a single exon. Lineage: Eukaryota; Metazoa; Arthropoda; Insecta; Lepidoptera; Tortricidae. Gene Ontology annotation, biological process: cellular response to cAMP; negative regulation of synaptic vesicle exocytosis; Rap protein signal transduction. Gene Ontology annotation, cellular component: plasma membrane.
AUAGGUUGGCAAGUGGCAACAUCGGUACAGUGUGUGAGCCAUCGCCCUGUUAACGGUGUCAUGGCGGUUUGAGUUGUUGAAAUCUUUUUUUUUUGCAAUAACUUCCAAGUUUAUGUGCUUUAUAACGAACUGAAUAUUGAUUACGGUCAAUAAAAUCACGCGACACAAAAUAGAAAAUAAUGCGCGAAUACAAAAUAGUAGUGUUAGGUAGCGGAGGCGUGGGAAAGUCCGCCCUCACAGUACAGUUCGUACAAGGCAUCUUCGUGGAGAAAUACGAUCCCACAAUCGAGGACAGCUAUCGGAAACAAGUGGAGGUCGAUGGGCAACAAUGCAUGCUCGAAAUCCUUGACACGGCGGGAACGGAACAGUUCACGGCGAUGCGGGAUUUGUACAUGAAGAAUGGGCAAGGAUUCGUGUUAGUAUAUUCUAUCACGGCACAAUCGACGUUCAACGACCUGCAGGACCUGCGGGAACAGAUCCUACGAGUGAAGGACAAGGACGACGUGCCAAUGGUGCUGGUGGGCAACAAGUGCGACCUGGAGGCAGAACGAGUCGUGGGCAAGGAGCAGGGACACAACCUCUCACGCCAGUUCCAAUCGUGCGCCUUCAUGGAGACCUCCGCGAAAGCCAAGAUCAACGUGAACGACGUGUUCUAUGACCUAGUACGACAAAUCAACAAGAAAUCUCCUGGCCCGCCGGGGAAGACCACUAAGAAAUCUGUUAAGUGUACUCUCUUGUAAGGCUCGAGUCCCAGGAGCCACCGACGCAACUAGGUAUAAAACAUUUAAUAAUUUGAAAGACUUCUCGAACCUAAAUUUGGCUCUUGUGGUUCCAAAAGUUAACUAAGCUGGGUGGGUCGAGUGUUGUUACUUGGUUGCCUAUAGCAUUUUAAAUGUGCAUUUGUUGAGCUAUAACAUGACCAGUGCUAUAGCGCGAGUGGAUAAUGCACAGAAUAACGCAAAAUUAAUACAAACUCCUAUCCUGUAAAUGUGUAGUUACACUUUUUGAUCUAUGUAAAUUAGGACAAGUAUUCAAAUAGA